CCUCGGAAACACACACAUACAUACACAAACACACACACACACACACACAAAACCACUGACAAGGGCUCAGUCCUGCUAUGGCCACCACUACCACAGAGGAAAGCUCUCCAGUCCCGACCACUGUAGCACCCCAGCAGCCUGACUUGGAAGACAGCCUAAAACCCAACUCAGAGGCAGAAGCUGAGCUGGGCGAGACCCAGUGUGACAGAGAGGAAAAAGAAGAUGAGGAACAUGACGAAGUGGGAAGAAGCUGUGAUUCGGAGCAGGAGAAUACAAAAGGGAAGAGUUUGGACCCAGAGUGGGUGGAGGAGAGGUUCAGGAUCGAUAGGAAGAAGCUGGAGACCAUGUUGUAUGCUCCAAAGCAUGAGGGUGUCGAGACGGGAGAGGAGUUUUUUGAGAGAGUAAUGAGAGAAACUAACACUCAGGUGAAAUGGCCAUCCAAACUGAAGAUAGGAGCCAAAUCAAAGAAAGAUCCACACGUGAAGGUGGAAGGGAAGAGAGCUAAUGUCCUGGAAGCCAAAAGGAAGAUACUAGAAGUGUUGGAAACCAGGGUAAACAAGGUGACUCUAAAAAUGGACGUGGCCUAUACGGAGCAUUCUCAUGUGAUUGGAAAAGGCGGAGGGAAUAUCAAAAAAGUGAUGGAGUUUGACCUGCCAGUGAGUGUUGUGCCCCAGGCUCUGCCAGAUCCAGGUUCACCACUUAUCCAGCAGGUAGUACAGACUCUUGGGGUCAGUGUGAGCUUCAGGGCCAUGCCACCCCAGCCUCAAGCCCAGCCGCCCUUUUAUGGAAGUUCCUGCACUGUCUGGGGUCUGCAGGGCAAUGCAGAUGUUGUAAAGAAGGCGACCUGCAUCUUGAUGGACCUCCUGCUGGGAGCAGAGGUUGCAGGCGGUAUUGUCAGCAGCCAGCUGGAUGUCACCUCCCAGCAGCACCUAUUCCUGCUGGGACAGAAUGGCGCUCACUUCCUGAGCGUUAUGCACCAGACCCAGACCCAGAUCAUCCUACCGGACCUCAGUGCCCCUCAGAGUCCUCCCUCGCUGCUCAUUCAGGGCAGCCCUGAUGGGGUUUGUCUGGCUCGGCAGCAGCUCAUGGACUGUCUGCCUAUGUGUUUGAUGUUUGACAUGCGUGAAGAUGGGGAGGCUGAUCCCUGCAAGCUGGCUCAGAUGAUGCGGAACCUUGGAGUCUUCAUUAGUGUCAAGCCCAAAGUAAAACAGACCAGCAAGUCAGUUGUGGUGAAAGGUCUGGAAAGGAAUAUUUCCUGCCUCUAUGAGGCCCGCCGUCUGCUCCUGGGGCUGGAUUCCUCUGAGACUGUUAAGAUAGCUGAAAUGACCCCUGGCUCUCUGCUACCUGGCAGUGGGCUGACCAAUUACUGGCUCAAUAUGUUGCUGCAGCAGCUUCGCCUGUCUGAACAGGGCCCCGUGCCUGUUCCUGCUACAGAGAUGCCGAACGGUACAAAGCCACGCCCCUCACCUCCACCAGGCCUCACCUCUCCCACUGAGGAGGGUAGGGCAGGGCCGAAGGGAACAGAUGGUCGACCUCUGGAGAAGAUUCUGGAAAAUGAGGACCAGUUUGGUCAGCAUGAGAGCUCUGAGGGCGUGGCGAUGUCAUCGUCUGAGACGUGUGACGCUUUGAAGAGCAGCAUCAGCAGGAUCGGACUGAAUGGUCGGAGGGGGAGCCUUCAGGGUCCUGAAAUUGCCAAGGUUUUCAGCCAGGGCAGGCGCCAUUCAACAGGGCAGGUGUUAACAUACAGAUUGCUGAACGCAGACACUGAGGGAGGGAGGAGUGAGCGGAGGAACAGCCUGAGGAGAGAUGUGACUCUGGCUCAAAAUGUUCGCGCUGACUCAUUCAAGGCCGAGGAUUAUGACUAUGAAAAGAAGAAACUGCUGGCAACCAGAGCCAUGCAGAGGAAGCCUAUAGUCACAGAGGUCCGCACGCCCACAGACACGUGGAGUGGCCUUGGCUUCUCCAAGUCUAUGCCAGCCGAGGCUGUAAAAGAGCUUCGCAACAUCAGCAGACGCAACUACAAACCCUACCUGAGCACCGGUAAUAACCAGCAACAGUGUUGGGCUGCUCAGACAGGAAAGGUGGCUAAUGGAAGCGACUCUGAGAACUGGAGGGACAGACGUGGAUCCACAUCUUCAUCCCAGCCCAUCUCUUCCUCUUUGUCCUCAUCCUCAUCUUCCCCAUCCUCACCUCUGACUACUUUCUCCUCAUCAUCCUCUUUUCCUGCAUUUGCCUCCUCAAUGAACCGCAGUAGAAGCGACAAGCCCUCGGAGAGCUUUGCGAGCAAUGGCAGCAGCUACUUCGAAAGCGUGCGCUCACAGAGGAGGGGGUCGACCUGCAGUCAGCGGAGCCCCAGCCCCCACUUGACAGAUGACCUGCCCGAGCUGCUCGGCCAGCUGGGCCUGCUCAAAUACAUCGAUGUGUUUGAACAGCAAGAGAUUGACUAUCAGACAUUCCUCACUCUGUCUGACGAAGAUCUGAAGGAAGUGGGUGUAUCUACCUUUGGAGCACGGCGCAAGAUGUUAUUAGCAAUCUCAGAACUGAACAAAAGCAAGAGGAGGCUCUCGGAUACACCUGCUGUGAAGCCUGGCUACCUGGAAGGUGGUGCUAGUGGUAGACUUCCACGAAUCAUGGAUGUGGAAGCUGCAGCUCAGAGUAGCCGCUGGUGAGGGAAGACGCCAAAUAUGUGGAGAUAUUCUAAUGGGAAAAUAUACAACAAUGAUGAGGCCAGUACAAAAGUCUUACUAGCUCAUUUACUACAAAGGGAGAGGUGCGAGAUUAUCCUGAGAAACUACAAAAAUUAUGUAAAACAUUUAAACAGGGUGCCUUUCUUCUACAGCGUAACCCAAAGUUUUUUUUUAUAUAAUAAUUCAAAACAAGGAGGCUUUCCAUCCAAAACUCAGUUAUGACAAGAAACUAUAUCGUUUCUUGUCAUAACUACACAAAGCCCACAGGAACAGGAGAAAAUGUUGAUUUUUUUUUUUGUCAUAAAGUGCCUUUCUGAUGCAAACUCUAUAUUUUGACCAUAUUAACCACAAUCUUUAUGCAACUGUAACAUUUACCCAAGAAAAAAACAUGUCAUACUGAUGAUAAUUAAAAGGUUGCUGUAAAA
Messenger RNA from Neolamprologus brichardi, 3112 nucleotides. The record is from RefSeq and is a predicted model, not a curated record. Lineage: Eukaryota; Metazoa; Chordata; Actinopteri; Cichliformes; Cichlidae.